AGUUUUCGAUAUACUGCCAAGCUCAAAUUAUUAAAUUAUGGAUUACUUUUGGAAGCUCAAAGAAUUGAUGGAAUUGCUAUUGAAGAUAUAUUAACAACUGAUGAAGAUCAUAAAUCAAUUGAUGUUGAUUCUACUGAGUUUGAUUCUGAUAAUUAUUUUAGAUCGCUUGGCAAGAAAAUUUAUAAGACUACAGCAAUCAAUGCUGAACGUAAAAAUGUAAUAGCUGAAUUUUUGAAAAGGUCAUCUACUCCAAAACAAUGCAGUAAUUGCAAGAUUUAUUGUCGAACAUUUAAAAAGGAAGGUCAUUCAAAAAUAUUUCAAUGCGCUUUAUCAUCCAAAUUUUCGAAAGCGCAGAGGAAUCAAGAGUUAGCAAAUCAAUAUGCUAGACAACACAACAUACAAGAUACAAAAGAUCUGGAUUCAUUGGUCGAGGAAGAUCAAUCAUACGUUAAUCAAAACUCUAAAGCUGCAAAAGAAUAUGUUACACCAGAAGCAUUGCGUGAUCACUUUCAUAAGCUCUUUGUGAAUGAAUCUGAUCUGUGUUCUUUAUUAUAUGGCAAACGAGGACUUUUAUUGGAUAACCCGAAUUCUCAGACUGAGGUUGUUAGUGCAGAUAUAUUUUUUAUGAGCGUGAUUGCUGUCCCCCCUACGCGCUUUCGUCCAGCAUCAGUUUUUGGUAAUAAUAAGACAUCGAUAAAUCCACAAAAUGAACAUUUAGCUAGAAUUUUGAAUGCACGUCUAGAAUUUUGCACUUAUGCCACAAUGUUGGAUAAAAACAAGAUACAUGUAGAUACUAAUGAGACAAACGAGACAAACUAUGUAGAUGUUGUUGAAAACUUGAUGAAAAGCUGGGUUGAAUUACAAAAUGCG
This is a messenger RNA of Dentiscutata heterogama, 870 nucleotides long. The record is from the annotation of a GenBank genome assembly. Lineage: Eukaryota; Fungi; Glomeromycota; Glomeromycetes; Diversisporales; Gigasporaceae.